ACUAACCCAACUUCCUAAAUUUAUAUUCAUAUUUAUUUUUUUAUUGCUUUUAAAAAAUUUGAAUACUAGUUACUAGUAUGAGCUUCGAAAAUACUUCUGUAGAAAACAUAUGUAGAGUGUGUUUGGAAAAAUCUGAUAAAUUAUAUCCUCUACUAGGAAGAAUACCAAAUGUUGAUGAAGAUAUUUCAAGUAUGAUUAAUUACUGCACCCUAGUUGAGGUUAUAUUAGAAAACGAUUUACCAACAGCAGUUUGUAUACCGUGUUUUAGGACUAUAAGAAUAGCUUAUAAUUUCAUUCGACAGUUCAAGGAAUCAAACAGAAGAUUGCUCGAAAAUAGGCACAAACAUGUUAAAAACGAAGAUAGCAAGAAAAAUGAUUCUCUAUGUGAAAUAGAAUAUAAUGAAGAAGUACAAGAUUAUAACAGUGAUAAUAUUGAAGAAAUAAUUAUUGAAUAUAAGGAUUUUGAUAAUGAUGUAAAUGAUAGAACUAAUGUAAGGAUAAUUGAGGAAGAUGUCGAAGAAGGUGAAGAAAUACAAAUUUUUAAUGAAGAUUUGUCUGUUGAAGAAGGAAGUUGUAUUAAAUAUAGCGGUGAUUUUGAAAAUAAUGCCUUAGAAUCUAAUGUAAGCGAAGGGGAGUCUGCAGACAUUCUAGUAAAUGAAGAAUUGCAAAACAAAUUAUCAGAAGACUUAGUAGAAUCAAGUUUUUGUUUGCAGAAAAAGGACACACAAAAUUUUGUAUGUCCUAUUUGCGGGCAGUCGUUCUUAAAGUUCGAAGUGGGUUUUGUAAAACAUUUAUUAACUCAUGAAGACAUUAAAUUAAAGUGUAAUAAAUGUUCCUUAGGAUCCAUAUUAACUGUAGAUCUCUAUGUCCAACAUUUUAGAAAAGCACAUCGAUUUCAGUGUGAUAUUUGCAGCAAAAGCUAUGGCCGGCGAAGUGGGCUAUACUAUCAUAUGAAAACUCAUAAUGAUAGAAAAAUUUUCAAAUGUUCUUAUAAAAAUUGUACGAAAUCAUUUUUAACCGCAUGGUGCCUGAGGAAGCACCUUCAUACUCAUUCCGAAUCUCCAAAAUAUAUUUGUAGCAAGUGUGGCAGCGAGUUUAAAACUUACGGUACAUAUAAAUAUCAUCAGAAAACCCAUGACGGGAAGCGAAACUACCUUUGCACUGAAUGCGGUCAAACGUUUUUGCAGUCGAUUCACCUCAAAUAUCAUAUGUGGAAGCACACCGGCAUUAAAAUGUUCCAAUGUGAAAAGUGUUGUAAAAGUUACACUUCUCAAACACAAUUGAAGAAACAUAAAAAGAAAAAGAUUUGUGAGAUUGUGCCCGUAAUAAUGAAAAAAAAUAGUAAAUGUUGAUAA
Anoplophora glabripennis (Asian longhorned beetle) is the source of this 1355-nucleotide messenger RNA. RefSeq names its product gastrula zinc finger protein XlCGF46.1-like. The record is from RefSeq and is a predicted model, not a curated record. The transcript is spliced from 2 exons. Gene Ontology annotation, cellular component: nucleus. Gene Ontology annotation, biological process: regulation of transcription by RNA polymerase II. Gene Ontology annotation, molecular function: zinc ion binding; RNA polymerase II cis-regulatory region sequence-specific DNA binding; DNA-binding transcription factor activity. Lineage: Eukaryota; Metazoa; Arthropoda; Insecta; Coleoptera; Cerambycidae. Bases 78 to 1352 code for a protein of 424 amino acids.